AUGUCCCACGGCCAGAGCGGCGGCUGCGCCUGCCUUCCCUCCAGUGCCGAGAACAAGACGCCUUUGCAGGAAAACAUCGGGAGCCUCGGUGCUCGGAUCGGGGUGUUGGCCAUCCUGAUCUGCGGCGUGGUCUUUCUCAUCGGUCUGCUGAUCAAAACCAAGGACCCGGAGUAUCCUGACAACCCCAGCUGGAUCUACAUGAUUUUGAUCGCCGUGACGCUGGCGGUGGCGGCCAUUCCGGAAGGCAUCCCUUUGUGCGUGACCAUCUCCUUGGCCAUCGGAUGUCAGGAGAUGGUGGCGAAGAACGUUCAGGUACGGAAGAUCGCGGCAGUGGAGACCUUAGGUUCUGCAUCGGUGAUCUGCAGCGACAAGACGGGGACCUUGACGGAAGGCAAGAUGACCAUGACCAAGAUGUGGUCCGGUGGUUUGGAGUACAACGUCACCGGGCAGGGCUUCGACCCAACGAAGGGCGCCGUCUUCCGCGCCGGCGUUGUGGCGGCGCCGGGGAGCAACAGCAACCGGGAGCUGGGCGUGCGCAGCACGCUGCUGGCGGCGCUGCUGUGCUGCGACACGCAACUCUUCUUGGAGGAGGAUCCCUCCACGGGCGAAAGGACCUGGCAGUACCGGGGCAAUUCCUCAGAGGCGCCCAUCGUGGUGGCGGCGCGCAAGGUCGGUUUGCCUGAGGAUAUCGUUUCUCAGUACCGCCGGAUCCUAACCAUCCCUUUUUCCUCGUCACGGAAGAUGAUGCUCACGGUGACAGAAGUUGCAGGUCGUACUCACCUCUGUGAGGGUGGAAUGGCUCUGCCUCCGAUGACCAGAAGCUUCACCGUUUGCAAGGGUGCGCCGAAUUGGAUCAUCCAGAACUGUAGCAGCAUCCUGCGAGCUGAUGGUUCCAUUGAUCCUCUUUCAGAGGCCGAGAAGCAGCAGAUCAACACGCAGGUGGUCGACGCGUACUCCGACCUGGCUCUUCGCGUCUUGGCUGUGGCAGUGGGAUGCAUUCAGCAGCCGCCCUUGGACUUGGAAAGUGAGGACAUCUCCGUAGAUCAGAAGUUUGAAGCACUGAAGUCGGGUCUCACCUUAUGCGGGAUGGUGGCAUCCAUGGACCCUGACCGAGAGGGUGUGCAGGAGUCGGUGCUGGCCGCACGCGGGGCCGGGAUCCGCGUAGUGAUGAUCACUGGUGACUAUUUGAAGACUGCCAUCGCCAUCGCUAGGCGUGUGGACAUCCUCCAAGAUCACGAUAGUUUGACGGAUUCGGCAGUGGAUUGCAACAUGCUUCGCCCAGCGGGCGACGACCAAUACCUCUGUGACGAAAAGAUCGAUGACAUGACCUCCCGCGUGCGCGUCUUUGCGCGCGCCAAGCCGGCCGACAAGUUGGAGAUUGUGAAGUCCUUGCAACGGCAGGGCUUGGUCUGUGCCAUGACGGGCGACGGCGUGAACGACGCGCCGGCGCUGCACGAGGCGCGUAUUGGCGUGGCCAUGGGGCUGCAGGGCACCGAAGUGGCGAAAGGCGCUGCAGAGAUGGUCCUGACGGAUGACAACUUCACCUCCAUAGUGAAGGCGGUCGAGAAGGGCCGCGCCAUCUAUGCGGGGAUUCAGAAAUUUGUGGCCUUCAUCAUGUCGGUGCACAUCGCAGAGGUCAUCCAGAUCUUCUUUUGCGUUGUCGUGUCCAUGCCCUUGAUGCGAACACCUUUGCAGAUCUUGUUUCUGAUCUUGGUGACAGAUUUGCCCCCCUCCAUUGCUCUUGGCAUGGAACCGGGUGAAAGGAACAUCUUGGAGCAGCCUCCACGGCCCAAGGAAGAGCCCAUCGUUCUGGGCUGGAUGUGGAUCAGCAUCUGCUUAAACGGCCUCAUUUUGUCGGUGGUCAUCAUUGGGGUCUACGUGGUGAGCCUGCAGCACUACCUGGGGGUCGUCUUUUUGUCCGAUAUCUUGGAGAAGAAGAAGGGAACACCCUCCGAAGCUGAAAUCCACGACAUCGACAUGAACCUCUCCAAGGCGCGAACCGUGGCCUUCAUCUCCCUGGUUUUUUGCGAAAAUGUCCGCGCCUACAUUUGCCGAUCCUUCAGUGAGCCCGUUUGGGUGGAUCUCUGUACCAAUUCUGUGAUGCAACGGGCCGUGCUCAUGGCCCAGGUGGCGAUGCUCUGUGCUGUGCUGAUCCCUUUCUUCUCCACGGAUAUCUUGGGACUGGAUGGGCUCCACAUUGGCUGGUGGGGAUGGCUCUUCUCCCUAGUAGGUCCAGCGGCCACACUUGUCUUGUGCGAGCUGAGCAAAUUGCUGACCAAGUGGCAGAUGAAACGCUUCUCGGUGGUAGUGUGAAUGGGGUCACCAAUAAAACAUGGAUGUACGACCCAUUGAAAUGGGGAAAGCAACACGCGUGGGGAUGUUAUCAAUAAUAGAUUUGGCUGUGAUUGGGAUGUGGAGAGGUUCGCUCUUCUUGUGCUCUCCGCUUUAGGGAACCAAUUUUGAUAUUGCUAGAAAACACUCCAUCUGCUUCCCCAAAACAGACUUCAGUGUUAAGACUGGUAGGCAACUUAAUGGGCUUUCUUACCCUCCGAGAGCAGAGUGAUCAUAUGUUGAACAGCAAAAGACAUGCUGGACAGGCUGGACAGAGGAGAACACGAGCAAAGAAAGGAAUAAAUAUUAUAAGAC
Cladocopium goreaui is the source of this 2646-nucleotide messenger RNA. Lineage: Eukaryota; Dinophyceae; Suessiales; Symbiodiniaceae. The record is from the annotation of a GenBank genome assembly.